Messenger RNA from Lolium rigidum, 2016 nucleotides. Its product is annotated as calmodulin-binding receptor kinase CaMRLK-like. The record is from RefSeq and is a predicted model, not a curated record. NCBI's taxonomy places the organism in Eukaryota, Viridiplantae, Streptophyta, Magnoliopsida, Poales, Poaceae. The transcript is spliced from 2 exons. Gene Ontology annotation, molecular function: protein binding; protein kinase activity; ATP binding. Gene Ontology annotation, biological process: protein phosphorylation. Bases 1 to 2016 code for a protein of 671 amino acids.
AUGCCACUCCACUCCCAGGUUCACCCCCUCCUCGUCCUCCUACUGCUGGUUCUUUCCGUCUCCAUUCCUUCCGACUCUGCCUCCUCUUCUUGCCCCGGCGGCGGCGACGACGCGGCCAUCGUCGCCGCCGCGUUCCGGCACGUGCGCAACUUCCAGCCGCAGACCGUGCCGGCAUGCACGCCUGUCCAGGAGCUCCGCCUACCGUCCCGGAACCUCACGGGCGCCGUGGCGUGGGCGUCGCUCGCGAACCUGUCCGCCCUCGCGGCGCUCGACCUCUCCGGGAACGCGCUCCGGGGUGCCAUCCCCGGCGGGUUCUGGCGCGCGCCGUCGCUUCUCUCCGUGGACGUAUCCGGGAACCAGCUCGGCGGCUCGCUGCGGGUCGAGCCGAGCCCGCGGCUCCGGUCCCUCAACGUGUCCGGCAACCGCUUCACCGGCGUGGCCGGGCUGGACGGCCUCGCGGGGCUCGACGCGCUCGACCUGUCCGCCAACAGGAUCCGGGCGGUGCCGCUGGGGCUGAGGCGCCUCACGCGGCUCAGCCGGCUCGACCUCUCCCGGAACGCCAUGCAGGGCAGGUUCCCCGGCGACCUUCCGCCGCUCGGUGGGGUGCGUUUCUUGAACGUGUCGUACAACAAUAUGACUGGCGCGGUGAACGCCAGUGCGGUGAAGAAGUUUGGAGCCUCGGCGUUCCUGCACGCCGGCAAUGCGUCGUUAGUGUUCUCGAAGGACUCUGCUGCGCCUGCGCCGCGUAGGGCGCCUCCACCAUCGCCGCCGCCCCCGCCACGAGGAGCAAGUACAAAGAAGGAUCCGGCGAGGAAGGCGAAGAGCACGGCCACGGAAGCGAAAGGAAAUAAGCAUCUGGGCGUGGUCGCCGUGGCGGUGGUGUGCGGGGUCGCAUCGGUGAUCGUUCUGCUCUGCUUGGUCGGAUCCGUGGCGUGCGGGGUAGUGAGGUGCAGGAGGAGGAAGAGCGGAGGCAAGGAGACGGAGGACAAGAAGGCGCAACCAUGGGGCGGUGAGAAGGAGGAGGAAGAAGUGGCGGUGCCGGCCGCAGCCGCAAAGGGGGCGUCGGCUGCAACGGUGGUGCUCUUCGAGCGGCCACUGAUGGAGCUGACUUUGGCCGACCUGGCCGCGGCCACGUCCGGGUUCGGGCGCGAGUCCCAGCUCGCGGAGCGCGGCGGCCGCAGCGGCGCCGCGUACCGCGCCGUUCUCCCGGGCGACCUGCACGUCGUCGUGCGCGUCGUGGAGGGCGGCAUGGCAGGGGUCGAGGAGGACGACGACGACCCGGCUGCCGCGGCCGCGGCGUUCCGGGAGCUCGCGCGGUUCCGGCACCCAAACAUCCUGCCGCUCCUUGGCUACUGCAUCGCAGGGAGGGAGAAGCUGCUGCUGUACGAGUACAUGGAGAAGGGCGACCUGCACCGGUGGCUGCACGAGCUGCCCGCGGGGCGCCCCGACACGGACGACGACGGCGGCGACAUCUGGGAGACGGCGGCGGAGGAGAAGCGGUCCAUCUCAGACUGGCCGACCCGGCACCGCAUCGCGCUGGGCGUGGCCCGGGGGCUGGCGUUCCUGCACCAGGGGUGGGCGGGGUCGGGCCGCGCCGUCGUGCACGGCCACCUGGUCCCGGCGAACGUGCUCCUCGGCGACGACCUGGAGCCCCGGAUCUCCGACUUCGGGCACCUCGGCGGCGGGGAGGACGCGACGGCGGAGGGCGACGUGUACGGGUUCGGCGUGCUGGUGCUGGAGCUGAUGACGGGGCAGGGGCGGUGGGACGAGGCGUCCGUGAGCUGGGCGCGGGGCAUCGUGCGCGACGGCAAGGCGCUCGACAUCGUCGACCCCAGGGUGCACGGCGAGGCGGCGGCCGGGCCGGAGGCGGAGCGGGAGAUGGUGGAGUGCCUAAGGGUGGGGUACCUCUGCACGGCGCAGGCGCCGGACAAGAGGCCGACGAUGCAGCAGGUCGUGGGGGUGCUCAAGGACAUCCGGCCGGCAGCCCGUGCGCCUCACGGUGGCGACGAUGCAUGA